Messenger RNA from Durusdinium trenchii, 857 nucleotides. The record is from the annotation of a GenBank genome assembly. NCBI's taxonomy places the organism in Eukaryota, Dinophyceae, Suessiales, Symbiodiniaceae.
GUUCAUCACGGUUUAGCCGGCUGGCCAAAGCGGCGCAGAGCGGCGCUGUGGUUCCUCCAGCGGACAUCCGCUACCUGAAGCGCGCUGCGGCGCCAAACCUUGGUGGUGAUUCGGCCACGGGUCGCAUUGUAGCCCAUCUCCAACAGCUUUACGAGUCGGUGGCAGAAACAUUACCAGACUUUCGUGGAGAGACAGAUGUUGUGAUGGCGAAGCGUGGUGAGAUAGGUUUGGAAGACGAGUUAGAGGAUUCCUACGCAGAGGGUCUCAAGAGCUCCACCAAAGAGUUUGAAGACCCAAACUCUUUUGUGACUGGCCGCACGAGGAAGAAGCGGAGGCGGAAGAGCGUAGUUGUAGAUCCGGAGAAAGUUCCGCCGCGAGAGCCACGGUGCCACAUGGUUCACCUGCAGGCGCAUGAGAACUAUCGACGUCAUGUUCGCUGUGUGAUUCGUCCCGGGUGGUAUGCUUUGUUGAUUUGGUUCGUGGAAUCCCUUUUAGGGCUGGCUGACAAGAAUCCGAUGACGGAGAAGUACCGUGAGCACUUGAAGCAUUACAUUCCGUUGCUGGAGAAGUGGGGGUUUGGCGAGGGGUUCUUGCCGGCGCCAAACCCGGUGAAGUUGUUCGCUUGGAACGACAAUAGUGGGAGGCUGGUAAAGGGCGGCCAAGACGACCGGAAGGAUGCCAACCGAUAUGCGGUUCGGGCUGCGGAAGCUAUUACACUCCAAGCCGCGGCUGCAGCUUGGGCUCGUGGUGUUCCCUGGGCGAAGGCCCUUGACAUUGCCACCAGAGCUGUGGCGAAGGCAGAUCCAAAGAAAAGGGCAAUGCCGAAGGCAUUUGCCCGUGGCCGGGGAAGGCGUUAG